This is a messenger RNA of Lathyrus oleraceus (garden pea), 333 nucleotides long. RefSeq names its product cytochrome f-like. Gene Ontology annotation, molecular function: electron transfer activity; iron ion binding; heme binding. The transcript has a single exon. Gene Ontology annotation, biological process: photosynthesis. The record is from RefSeq and is a predicted model, not a curated record. Bases 1 to 333 code for a protein of 110 amino acids. Lineage: Eukaryota; Viridiplantae; Streptophyta; Magnoliopsida; Fabales; Fabaceae. Gene Ontology annotation, cellular component: chloroplast thylakoid membrane.
AUGAAAAAUGCAUAUCCCAUUUUUGCCCAACAAGGUUAUGAAAAUCCUCGAGAAGCUACCGACCGGAUUGUAUGUGCUAAUUGCCAUUUAGCUAAUAAGCCCGUAGAUAUUGAGGUUCCACAAGCGGUACUUCCCGAUACUGUAUUUGAAGCAGUUGUUCGAAUUCCUUAUGAUAUGCAAGUGAAACAAGUUCUUGCUAAUGGUAAAAAGGGGGCUUUGAAUGUAGGAGUUGUUCUUAUUUUACCAGAGGGUUUUGAAUUGGCCCCUCCUCAUCGUCUUUCGCCCCAAAGAAACGAAAAGAAGAUGAACUGCUUUGUCACACUGAUGAAGUAA